Messenger RNA from Mycosarcoma maydis (corn smut), 519 nucleotides. Its product is annotated as putative E2 ubiquitin-conjugating protein UBC7. The record is from RefSeq and is a predicted model, not a curated record. The transcript has 2 exons. Bases 1 to 519 code for a protein of 172 amino acids. Gene Ontology annotation, cellular component: cytosol; endoplasmic reticulum. NCBI's taxonomy places the organism in Eukaryota, Fungi, Basidiomycota, Ustilaginomycetes, Ustilaginales.
AUGUUCAACAGCAGAGCUUCGUCGAGCGCAGCAAUCAAGCGUCUCACCAUAGAAUACAAACAGCUUUCCACCGAUCCCAACACUCUCUUUCCCGCCGUAGGCCCCAUCUCGGAGGACAACUACCUGGAAUGGGAGGCGCUCGUGCCAGGGCCCGACGGCACCCCUUUUGAAGGUGGCGUAUUCUCGGCUCGACUCAGCUUUCCUGCCUCGUACCCGCUUGAGCCACCGACGAUGCGCUUCGAGCCACCCAUCUUCCACCCCAACGUUUACGCCGACGGUCUCGUAUGCAUCUCGAUUCUGCACGCUCCUGGAGACGACCCAAACAUGUACGAAUCUUCAUCUGAACGCUGGUCGCCUGUUCAAUCCAUCGAAAAAAUCUUGCUCUCCGUCCUCAGCAUGCUUGCCGAACCAAAUGUUGAGAGCGGCGCUAACAUUGAUGCAUGCAAAAUGUACAGAGAUAACCGAGAAGCGUACGAGAAGAUCAUCCGUGAUUCCGUCAAGGAGCAGCUCGGACUCUAA